Molecule: messenger RNA, 2219 nt
Organism: Trichoderma asperellum CBS 433.97
Lineage: Eukaryota; Fungi; Ascomycota; Sordariomycetes; Hypocreales; Hypocreaceae
Source: RefSeq, a predicted model, not a curated record
UUGUAAAUGCUUCCAUGGAUUUGAUAACAAAGCACUUGGUUCCGUACCGAAUCCUUUCUUUCAUCGUGCUCGCAGCUUGCUUUGAUUCUUUCUACCUACCAAAUCGUUUCCAGUCGGCUGCCACCUGGCAUCAGCAUGACGCGUCAUAGGCAUCGUGGUUCUACCAACAGGAGUACGACCUACCACCCAGACCAGAGUGGUUAUUCAGCUGUUCCAUCGCCUGUUGCCAAUGACGGAUGCCUCUCCUCACUGGCCGACUUUAUCCCUUCCUGGUUACAUCACAUGCAGGCAUGCCAUAACGAUCCUCCUCAAGAUAUUCCACAGCAAAAACGUCCUAUUGAUUCCACGAAUCUUUCGUGGCAUCCUAAUGGACUCACGACUGUUCGUAUUCAGUCGAACUGCGACACUGGACGAUACCAACCAUCGGAUAUUUUCAUCCAGGGCAGCCCAUCACAGUCGUCUCUGCCCGAUCAGAAAUGCCAUCAUCAGUAUCGCCAAUCAGCCCCAAACAGCGACCAUGGUCAGAACUUGGAUAAUAGAGAGAGAGAUCGCCAUCCCAUACAGCCAAAGUCAACGACAUCAGAGACUUCAUUAACUAGGAACACUGUUUUCGAAAAGCAACCCCGACGGAAAACUCGACGAGAUCGCUACGACACCGUAAAAUCAAAGGCUGAACGAAUGGAAGGGGGGCAAAGAAAGAAACCUUCGACUCGCGUAACAAAGAAGGGGAGAUUGCGAUCUAGCCGAGAGGUAAUGGCCAAUUUCAGUUCCCGCGCGAUUGCGAAUGCAAGUGAGAAAAUAACGUUGGAUCAAAAGUUUACUCCAGGCUUGUUCGUCAAUGGGCGUAGCUCGACCUCAUUAGCCGAUUUGGCGUUCAACGAUAUACCUUUGAAUCACGAAAAUGUCGAAACAUGCGAAAAGGGGCACCCGUCGAAGCCAGAACCAAAACAACGGGAAAGGGGGAAAAGCCGUCAGGACGAGAUUAAGAUUUUCGCUGAUGCGCUGAAACGACUAAUAGCAGACUAUCCACCUCCGAAAUCUGCCAGUCCCCCUAACCGCACGAUUGUUUCUAGUGGUGCUUGUACGCAGCGCAUCAAUGGAGACAGUGCCGGGCGACUACUACCGCGUGGCAGUCAUACGCCACGAAGCCUGUCGAUUCGCAGUCAUCCAACGGCUGUCAAUUCAUGCCGAAAUCUUACACCGGAAGCUCGGGGGAGACCUACCACAGAAAAAGAACUUACUGCAGUCAUAAGCUGUGAAGAUCACAAGCCCCAUUGUCAUGAAACUGUUGAACCUCCUAAAUACGAAGACAAAGGAAUAAUGGUGAGCCCCUGGAUGCACCAGCGGGCUGCAGAAAAUAUGUCAUAUGGUACGGUUAGUGCCGACCAUCAGCUCCGACCAAGGAGAAGAGAGUCCUCCAACUCUAGAGCAGAAAUACACAUGUCCAGUGCAUACUUUGAAACAUCAGCCCCUGAAGUAGGCGGAAAAUGUCGGCCAGAGCAAACAAGCAUAGACAAUCGAGCUUGUGAGUACCCUUCACAUCUUCCAAACGUUUCCGAGCGCUUCAGCUUCAAGGAAUCAAGAGUCGAAGAUGUUACUCAUACUCGCGAUAACGUCCCUCCGAUACCGUACUUUAUUGAUACCAGCGGCCGUUACCCGCCACCCGCUUUACAUCCACACCUAAGCAAGGACUUGACAUCUUUUGAUCACUUGGAUGCCUCUAAAAUCAUCAACACGCAGUCUAGGGAUACCUAUAGUAUCGACUGGCCUGCGAAACCCAUGGUGGCUAAACAAAUCUACCAACCACACCAGGAGGCUUUCCAAGAAUUAAAUACCAUUUCUCGAAAGUCAUCGAAGAUAGUUGACGACAUACCAGGUGAAACACUCAAAGAGUACAUUGAAAGAAUGGAACGUGAAAUACUAGGAGAGAGUGAACUAUCUGCGCCUUGUAUUGACAAGGCUUUGCCUUUAUCCGAAGCAAAUAUUUUCGAUAAUGGAAGACGCCCAAUGAAGUGUCUGCGCAGAAUUGAAUACAAUGAUGAUCUCCCUCGACGAGACCAAUCCCAUGAGGGUGCGCAUCCAUUUUCCGGGAGUUACCCAAGGUCAUCUUAUCCUGAAGAGAGUCCAGACGAGUCAGAAUCUACAUUCUUCUGGCGGCCAAAUCAUAUGAUGUGGUGCUAAUCACUUCCGAAGAUCAUUCUUCAGUCUAACGGCCUUGU